AGAGCAGUUUGACUGGAGGUGGUUGUGGUGGGUGGCACAAAAUAGGUUCUGCUACCUAACAGGCUAGGACCAGGGCAAAGUUCCCAUAAAUCACUGUCUUUGACGUAUUUCCUUGUUUUGCAUCGUUCAUAAAAUAACGUUUGGAGUGGUGACAAAAUGAUGCAUCACCACCUUUUAAUUUCUCAUAAUUAACCAAUGUUGAAUUGCUAGCCUCAAAACGAGGGUUAAUUCGUUGGUUUUUGGUGAAUUCAACAGGCUUUGGAGUCUAAGGAACAUGAACACUGCGAAACAGCGCCACUACACGGCUAUAAUACGUCUAACAUCAACUACUAGUUUGUUGCAGAAAUUACACCCAAUGAGCAAAACCUGUCCACAUACUUUUGUGUCCUUUUGAUCUGGGGCUGUUUUUCAUGGUUUGAGCUAAACCUUUUAGCUCAAAAUCUUUUGAAACGCCUUCCCAGAAGAGUGGAGGCUGCUUUGGCUGCACAUGGGUGUAAUGUUUGGUCUGAUCCGACUCUAGAGAGACAUUUCAAGGGUCACAGGGACACAGUGACAAGUGUGGACUUCAGCUGCAGUAUGAAACAAAUUGCCACAGGCUCCAUGGACUCCUGUGUUAUGAUCUGGAACAUGAAACCUCAGAUGAGAGCGUAUCGUUUUGAUGGACACAAAGACGCUGUCAUUUCUGUUCAGUUUUCUCCCUCUGGCCACCUGGUGGCUUCCUCCUCCAGAGACAAGACUGUACGUCUUUGGGUUCCCAGCAUGAAGGCUGAGUCAACAGUAUUCAAGGCUCACACUGCCACCGUGCGCAGCAUUAACUUCUCUGGUGAUGGACAGACUCUGGUCACAGCCUCUGAUGACAAGACCAUUAAAGUGUGGACCGUCCACAGGCAAAAGUUCCUCUUCUCGCUUAACCAGCACAUCAACUGGGUCCGCUGUGCAAAGUUUUCUCCAGACGAUCGUUUGAUUGUGUCAUCCAGUGAUGAUAAAACUAUAAAGCUGUGGGACAAGAACAGCAGAGAGUGUAUUCAUUCAUUCUAUGAACAUGCUGGGUAUGCAAAUCAUGUGGAUUUCCAUCCCAGUGGAACAUGCAUUGCUGCAGCCAGUACUGACAACUCUGUCAAGGUGUGGGACAUCAGAUCCCAUAAGAUGUUGCAACACUACCAAGUCCACAGCGGUGUGGUGAACAGCUUGUCUUUCCACCCGGCUGGCAAUUUCCUCAUCACUGCGUCCAGCGAUUCCACAAUGAAGAUACUGGACCUUGUAGAGGGCAAACUACUGUACACACUGCAUGGACACCAGGGUCCAGUAACCUGUGUGGCCUUUUCCAGGACAGGAGAGUACUUUGCAUCCGGAGGUUCUGAUGAACAGGUAAUGGUGUGGAAGAGCAACUUUGAUGAGUGUGGUGACACUGUCAGGGUGCAACGCUCCACUGCUCCCAGCCUGCAGGUGCCACCAGCCAACUCCACAACUCACCCCCCUUUUAACUCACAUCCAUCUGUGCUCCAUGGCCAGGCCUCUGAACCGACUGGACUUUUUGACAGACAGGACUCCCAAACUGCUGUCCACACUCAGAGCUAUAGUCGCAGUGGCAGCCACAGUAGAGCGACUCAUCCUCACACCUACAGAGACCCCAGCAGAAGUUCCUCCUCCACCCACCAGACACAGAAGCAGGGCUCACCUCAAGUUCAAGCACAGUCCCACGCCUCAGAUGGAGGGGCACCCCCUGGUCUGGCUAACACACUGGAACACAUUAUAGGUCAACUGGAUAUUCUCACUCAGACGGUUUCGAUCUUGGAGCAGCGGCUGACACUGACAGAGGACAAGCUUAAGGAGUGUUUGGAGAACCAGAUGGAGAUCGGUCUACUUCUCCAGAGAAAAGAGGAGGCCUAAAGAUGGCGGCAUCAGAGAGAGGUUGAGCUAUGGUGUGUGCGGGGAGGGGGGAAAUGGGUUCACACCAAAAAGUGUCUCUUUGUUGUUAUAUCACACUUCAAACGUGUGAUGUUUGUAAAAACAGUUGCACAUUCACACGUGUAGCAUCCUGAACCGUUUCCCCCAACUAGACUUUAAAUGCACACUGAGCCUUACUGCAGAUGUCUGGUUAUUUCACACAGAUAUCAGAAGUGAAGGAGUUGAAUAUUAGAGAAGUUGUUCCUCUACAACAGUGCUGAGAGCGCAGUCUCUUUUCUGCUGACGAAGGACCUAAUGUUACUAGUCACCGACCGUUGGUGUAUGUGUGUGUGUGUGUGUGUGUGUGUGUGUGUGUGUGUGUGUGUGUGUGUGUGUGUGUGUGUGUGUGUGUACACAAAACCAUAGACACAUGCAAGAGACUUUCAGAGUUGCCCAUGCGCUGCACGUCUGGCUGUUUUAAUCUCAGUUUAUGUUUAUAUGUGUGAGGACCUGCACAGAAUGGCAUCACUCUUUUUCAUCAAAGGGCACAUAUACAUAUAAAAAAACUUCCCCAGGGCACAGUUAUCGUUGUAGUUGCACUCAAGCCAGCACAUAAAUUAAUUUUUUUUUUUUUAAAUUAGAGAACGAGGCUCAUUUAUUUAAAUAGGGACCUUAGGGACCCAAAUUUGACCUUCUUCACUAGGUUUGUUGUCCACAGAUAUUAAGUUUUUGUUCAUCUACUGUAAGUACAGACAAUUUGAAUCAACUAAGUAAACAGUGACUGCAUACAAACACAGUGCCUUUAUUCUGUCUUACAUGAAGAAACAAUGUUCAUAUCAGUAAGAUUGGGAGAGUUUUUGGUGAUAUUCUAUAGUUUUUCUUAUUGUCAACAAAUCUCAUUAAGAAAACAAAACCAACAAUAAAUUUAUGAAGUAUUGCCUGUGUUUCAAAGCCUGAUAUAGCUUGUUACUCUGUGCCAUAGACAUCCGCUGUUGUCCAGAAACUAUUAGUUGAGCCACACUGUUGCACUGUAGUUUAUUUUAAAUCAGUCCCACAUACAGUCUCUAGUCUGCUGCCAUAAAUACUCACCAGUUCACCAAAUGUGCUCAUUCACAGCUGAAAAUAGUCCCCAAACAAAUGCAAAAUUUAAGUGUUUUGAUUUUGAGCUCAUUUUUAGAGAUAAAUCAUCUUCAGUGGGAAUGGAUGGACUUGGACUGAGCGCCACAGACAGAACAGGGAAUCAAAGUAUUUGAAAGACAGAAUAACACAUUGUUGAUUUUUUGCUCUUUUCAUGGGAUUUGUUGACGAUAAGAAAAAAAGGUUAAAAUAACGCCAAAUUUAUCCUUUGAGUUAGAAUAAUGGUGCUUUCUGGAUUGGUUUCCAAGCUGAAAUUUCUACUUCGAGUGCAGAACGACUGAUUGUAAUUAUUGCAGUUUGAAAGAUAAGACAUCUUGUGCCGUCCCUUUAUAUCCUGUGUGUGAAAGUUUCAUUUCGAAAGUAAGUUAUUGUGUACUUUCUUAAUAAAUGUUUUUUACUCUUA
Messenger RNA from Thunnus maccoyii (southern bluefin tuna), 3427 nucleotides. RefSeq names its product POC1 centriolar protein A (gene poc1a). The transcript has 11 exons. Bases 577 to 1890 code for a protein of 437 amino acids. Gene Ontology annotation, biological process: cilium assembly. Gene Ontology annotation, cellular component: centriole; ciliary basal body. Lineage: Eukaryota; Metazoa; Chordata; Actinopteri; Scombriformes; Scombridae. The record is from RefSeq and is a predicted model, not a curated record. Gene Ontology annotation, molecular function: protein binding.